Messenger RNA from Tetrahymena thermophila SB210, 1257 nucleotides. RefSeq names its product transmembrane protein, putative. The record is from RefSeq and is a predicted model, not a curated record. The transcript has a single exon. Lineage: Eukaryota; Ciliophora; Oligohymenophorea; Hymenostomatida; Tetrahymenidae.
AGGUGUAUUAUAGAAGAUUAAAUAAAAUAAAUAAUUUGUCAAAAAAAUUUAGUAAAAGAAAAUUAGCAAAUGAAAAAGUAUAUCUUUACAAAUUUCCUUCUCUGCCUUUUAAUUAGCUACCUUCAGGGCUAAAGAUUAUCUGACCCACUAUAGGGUGAUCUUUUAUAGACAGGAGAGAUUAUUUUAAGAUAGGUCAAAUAAAAUACUACUGUUGAUAUAAUAUAUCAACAAAAAAUUGUUUAAUAAGAUUAUAAUGUGGUUCUAUCUCUAAAAAGAGUUGAAUAUCAAGAGAUAUGUUAGGGUUAAUAUUAAUUUGAGAUGAGCGUAUUGUUAAAAUAGGAAGAUAAAUUUGUUUUAAAAAUUUAGAAUUAUGAUUGUUUAAGAAAAGUUGAAUUAUAAUGGUUUGCUCACACUUAUCAAGCGAACAGCGUUAAUGAGACUGCAUAUUUUAGAGAACAAAUAUAUCAAAAAAAUAUGGCUAUAAAAGGUAAUAGAACAAUUUCUCAAGAAUAUCUAUUUGAUAUAAAGAAGAAUAAUAGAGAUAUAUUGCCUCUGUUUACUGGAUUUUAGUUGUAUCCCAAAACAAGAAUAGAGUUAAUAACUAAUAGAAUAUUUGAUCGAAUAACUUCUAAAGUAAUAUAGACUAACCUAAAUAUCUAUGACUAUAGUGAGACAUAAAAUAAGACUUCAAAAUAGGUGAAAUUUACAAUGUCUUUUAUAAUCGCUCAUCCUAGCUUAUUUAGUUGUUAAAAGAGAUUAAAUACUUCUGAAAGUUUAGCAGAAAAUGCUUUGGUAUUAUAAAACAUUGAAUAUUUAGAUACUACUUAAGGUAGUUAAGAAGGAAACAAAUUAGUUUGUUAUUUUAAGUAAUAUAAUAGCUCUUAACAAUAGUAAUUACAAUCGUAAUUCACUCCACUUAAAAAUCCUAUUUAAUAUUACAUAAAUGGAAAAUUUUAAGAGAAAGACAAUGAAUCAAAUGAAGAUAACCAAAAUAAUGAAAAUGAAAACAAUCAAAAUGAAAAAGAAAAUGAUAAUAUACCUGAAAUCGAAAAGUAAGAAAAAAACAAAUUAGAUUAAAACGAUUAUUUUGAGUUAUUUUAAACUCUUAUUAUUAUAGUAGCAAUUUUAACUCUUCUAUCAGGAAUAAUAUAUAAAAUAUGCAAAGAGAGUCAAAAAAGCACUUAAUAAUUUAAUCAUUUAUAAGAUAUUCCAUAAUAUUAAGUACCUCAUCAUCAUGUAGAGUUAUAGGAAGAGUGA